Molecule: messenger RNA, 2832 nt
Organism: Cryptotermes secundus
Lineage: Eukaryota; Metazoa; Arthropoda; Insecta; Blattodea; Kalotermitidae
Product: myrosinase 1-like
Exons: 11
Coding region: 21-1565 (514 amino acids)
Biological process (GO): carbohydrate metabolic process
Molecular function (GO): beta-glucosidase activity
Source: RefSeq, a predicted model, not a curated record
CUGUGUUUUAUUUCGUGUUCAUGGUGACGUCUGCACUAGGAACAUAUAAUGUGAGGCUAUAUGGUCCACCCGCCAUGUUGACCAGACAAGGUCUUCCGUAUAGUGGCAAAUAUUUUCUUAAAGACUCCGAAAAGAACUUUACUUUUCCUGUAGGAUUCUUGUUUGGAACUGCAUCAUCUUCGUAUCAGAUUGAAGGAGCUUGGAAUGAAGAUGGCAAGGGAGUUAACAUAUGGGACGAGCUUGUCCACAAGCAUCCAGAGUACGUUGUAGACCGAUCGAGCGGGGACGUGGCCUGCGAUUCCUACCAUCGGUACCGACAAGACGCGCAACUUCUCAAGAACCUCGGUGUUCACUUCUACCGGUUCUCCAUAUCUUGGUCGAGAAUUCUCCCCACUGGACAUGUGAAUGUCGUGAACCAGGCGGGCAUUCAGUACUACAAUAAUCUCAUCAACGAGCUGCUAGCCAAUGGAAUAAAGCCUCUGGUUACGAUUUACCACUGGGACCUUCCUCAGCCACUGCAGGAUCUGGGCGGAUGGGCCAACCCCGUAAUGGCGGACUAUUUCGAGGAUUAUGCCUAUCUACUUUUCUCUAAUUUUGGUGACAGGGUUAAAGCGUGGAUAACAUUUAACGAGCCAGAUUCAUUCACUGGAGGCUAUGGGACUUCCGGAUAUGCUCCAACGUUUCAUGCCCCUGGGAUCGGUGAAUACCUGGCAACUCGCACAGUACUGCUGUCACACGCAAGGGUUUACCAUCUGUACCAAGCCUACUUCCAGAAGUUGCAGCGAGGCAAACUGGGGAUUACUCUGAACAUUCACUGGUGUGAACCUCUCACAAAUUCUACGGAAGACAUAAAGGCCUGCGAAAGAUAUCAGCAAUUUAAGUUGGGCCUGUUUGCACACCCGAUCUUCAGUUAUGAAGGAGAUUACCCUGAAAUUGUGAAGCUCAGGGUUGGACAAAAAAGCAAAGAAGAAGGUUUUAGAAAUUCCCGUCUGCCGCCUUUCUCUCUGAAGGAAAUAGAUUACAUUAAAGGAACCUGGGAUUUCUUCGGUCUGAAUCACUACACGACGGUAUACGGGACCAGUGGCGAAGAGGGGCCAAUUCCAUCUAUAAGCAGAGACGCUGGUGUAAUUACAUCCCAAGAUCCUGCUUGGUAUUCUACGGGCUCUCCAUGGCUCAAGGUGGUGCCAUGGGGUUUCCGGAAGCAACUGAAGUGGAUAGCGCAGGAGUACAACAACCCUCCUGUGCUCAUCACGGAAUCCGGGUACUCGGAUUUGCCAAACGAAGGCCUCAACGAUGUGGGUCGAGUGUACUACUAUACGAGUUACAUGACGGAGAUGCUGAAAGCCAUAUAUGAAGAUGGUUGUAAUGUCAUCGGAUUUUGUGCUUGGAGCUUUCUUGAUAACUUCGAGUGGAACAGUGGCUACACAGAAAAAUUUGGUCUAUACAGUGUCGAUUUCAGCGACCCCUCACGCCCGCGGGUACCAAAGAAAUCUGCGCAUGUGUAUUCAGAAAUCAUCCGAUCAAGACAGAUUCCUAUGCGCUACCGUUUUUGGAGAGAGAAAUAGUACCAAACUGGGUACAACGUCUCACAAUUAUAGAACAAUUAACCUAUAGCGACAAUAUACUAAAAUGUUUCGCAUGGUUAUCCUCCUUGGAGACAAGGAUGCAGGAGAGGGUUAAGAUGAAUCUUCAUCACAAUGGUAAAACGGUGAAGAACUUCUGUUACUUUCCAACCAGGUAUAAAAGCCUCAACAGUGCAAGGAAAAUUAAAACACUUCGUUCCAAAUUUUGUCUCUACAAGAGCCGGAAUAGGUGAUUCAGUACACUAACCAGGCUACAUACUGGGAGAACGGCGUUUGACUCACCGAUGUAACAUGAGAUACUCUAUACCUUCCACGCCCCCACCCAAGCGUUAACAUGUAAAGUAAAUUUAAAUACAGAACUGUUGUCUACGCCCUGCGGUUAAAUUACAAAAUUAUUUCUUUUUUACAAUAUUUUGUUUCCAAUAGUCCCUAAUUUGCCCAGUCAAUUAGAAAUACAAAAUGUGCUUGUAAUUUUAUAACAUCUACAUUACUUGUCACUUCACAGACAAAUGCACUAAUAAAAGCUGAAUAUUUUCAAGAUGUUGGCACCUACUGGCAUAGGUUCCUAUGUCAGUAAGACCACGUUCAGCUUUUCAACUAGAUCCUUGCUUCACGGAUACAAUAAUGAUUAAAUUGACCAAGGUAUCACAAUAUUUGAAGUACUGUAUUUGGAGGUCAGUAGGCCAAAAAAAAUGACUCUUUGAAAUAAUAUUCAUAAAAUUUUUACGAAAAUGAUAUUCCCCUCUAAUGUUUAUAAAAUCAUACUAAAUUUCACACAUCAUAUAAAACGUUACAAAUUCUUUUAAAUGUUAUUAACCUUCUGGCUUAAAGCGUAAGAACAGUAAAAACAGAAUGGGAACUUUAUAAAUUAUGUGACAAUAAUGAGCACUAUAUUGAGGUAAAGAUAAGCAUAAUGCAGUACCAUGACGGUAAUGCAAGAGAGACAGGUGGUCAAGAUAAGGAAGAGUGGCCACACGCAAAUAGAUAAUGAUUUUUCUGUUCCGAGGACAAAAGUGAAUGACUGGAGGCUCAAAUACAGAGGUCACCAGGUUAACAGACUGUACUGUACUAGACCUAUAGACCAACCACUCGUUGUUCACAGCUGGACUGUAACCACGGAACAGAGAAAGAAAUAGCUGUUCAGUAUAUUAAAGAAAUUACAUCAUUUUAUGAAAUUGGUUCUUAUCCUGAAUCAAAUGAACCUAGUCCACAUUCUCAUAUCCAAUUUCUUUUUAAUAUUAUAUUCCAA